GCUGCAUAAUAACCUGCAGUUUAAACAGCAGUAACAUUUUCAAGAUGGAUUACCUGAUGUUAGCUCAAUAGGUUUCAUCUGCAUGCAUUAUGUUUUUCUCUCAGUGUUUCUGCAUGCAUCCUGUAGUUUUAUUUUUCUUGAUGCAUCGCCAAUGUAAUGGCUCAUUUGAGAGCGGCAUCAUCAUUCAAAUUAUGUUUUGACAGGACAGACUUAAUGUGAUCAUUACUCUAAUGGCUUUUAUGGGAGCGCUCUGAUGUCCCUUUUCUCCUGUAGUGAACUUAAAUAGGUGCAGCGUUCAGUCUACCUUUGCUGUGCAGGGCGAGGUAGCGUGUCAGCUUUGCAUUGGAGCAGAUGGUUCCUGCGGUGGACAAUAUGACCCCAGAGCCUCUGACUCAGAACUGCUCCAACUGCAGCCAGGCAUUAGCCCCAGAGCUCAAUGUGGUCAAGGCUGUGACGCUGGGCUUGGUGCUGGGCAUCUUCAUCAUGUUUGGAAUUGUGGGGAACAUCCUGGUAAUCCUCUCCGUGGUCUGCCACAGACACCUACGGACAGUCACACACUAUUUCAUUGUCAAUCUGGCAGUGGCAGACCUCAUGCUGAGCUCCACUGUACUGCCCUUCUCUGCCAUUUUUGAGAUCCUAGAUCGCUGGGUGUUUGGACGGGCCUUCUGCAAUGUUUGGGCAGCUGUGGAUGUGCUCUGCUGCACUGCAUCCAUCAUGAGCCUCUGUGUCAUCUCUGUGGACCGCUACAUUGGAGUGAGUUACCCCCUCCGCUACCCAGCCAUAGUGACAGAGCGCAGGGCACUGCUGGCAGUGGUAGCGCUGUGGGUCCUGUCUAUCACAAUAUCCAUCGGCCCUUUGUUUGGCUGGAAAGAGCCUGCACCAGAAGACGAGUCCAUCUGCAGGAUCACAGAGGAGCCAGGCUACGCAAUCUUCUCUGCCGUGGGCUCCUUCUACCUCCCUCUGGCCAUCAUACUGGCCAUGUACUGCCGGGUUUAUGUGGUGGCUCACAGGGAGAGCCAGGGACUGAGGGAGGGCCAGAAGACAGAGAAGUCAGAUACGGAGUGUGUGACUCUCAGGAUACACCGGGGAAACACAGUGGUAUCAGAUGACGAGGCCCUUCGCAGCCGCACACACUUCGCCCUGCGGCUGCUCAAGUUCUCACGUGAAAAGAAGGCUGCCAAGACCUUGGGCAUUGUGGUUGGCUGCUUUGUGCUGUGCUGGCUGCCCUUCUUCCUGGUGCUACCCAUCGGCUCCAUGUUCCCUGCUUACAGACCUUCAGACACUGUUUUCAAGAUCACCUUCUGGCUGGGCUACUUCAACAGCUGCAUCAAUCCCAUCAUCUACCCAUGCUCCAACCUGGAGUUUAAGAAGGCUUUCCAGAGGUUACUGGGAGUUCACUGUCUGAGAGUCACUCCCAGGCCACAUCACCAUCUGAGUCCGGCUCAGAGUCAGGCCGCAGGCCAGGGUCAGCCCCUCACCCUGAGCCUGGACACCAGAGGGGGCCCCACUCGGCUCAGCCCCUCCUCCUCUAUAGCCCUGUCCAGGACCCCUUCCUCCAGGGACAGCAGAGAGUGGAGGUUCCUCUCUGGAAGUUCAAGAGUUGGACCUGGACCAGCAGAGACCAGCAGGGCUAAAGUGGCAAAACUCUGCAGCAAAAGCCUCUACAAGACCUGCUGCUGCAUCCUCAGCGACAGGGCUCCCUCGCAGGAAUCAAACUGUGUCCAGCCCCCUCCAGCCGGAAACCCGCCCAUCAUUAAAAUCCACCAACUGUCCCUGUGUGAAAAAGGAGAUCCUGUUUAACUGCUGUAAUCCCUCAUCCUUUAGUCAUGAUCCUCCCUCAAGUUCUUGGACUAUUUAUAGGAAAGAGAAUACAUUCCUUGGCUUGACACUAGAAAGGCCAAGUGGUGGUCAAUCGGUGGCUUCUUUGAAAUUUAAAAUUGACAUAUCUCAGCUUGGAGAAUGAUUUUUCCUAAACCCGGUUUGAGUAGAAACCAUUAUGUUGCAUGAUCUGUCAAAUCAUGCAAAGAAAUAGACAUCUCCUUAAGGUGUUGGGCUUCUCUUACACAUCCCAAAUCCUCCGGCCCUCCUAGUGUUACAGAGAAAACACGAAUUACCUAACUUGAGAGAUUCUUGAAAGAUCUUGACAAUCGAUUUGCGCUGCAUUUACAUUAUGUAAGUCGUCUUUUUUUAUAUCACAAAAAUGAUCUAGCUUUGUGUCAUAUUUUUGGAGAUGUUUUAUAAUAUACAGUGUGAUAAAUUGGAUGGAGAUGAAAGAGACUGAGGGUUGCGGAGGCAGCCCUGAACAACUUUUUGCAGAAACUGAGAGCUGUUCCAAGACUUCCUUGAAAUGGACCAAAAAAAAAUCUAUAAUGUUUACAUGUUUUAUACUGCAGAGAAUAUUAGAUAUAUAUCAAAAAGUACAUUGGAAUUGGUUUUGUAUAUUGCAUGACUUCAUGGAAAUAUUACAAAAAUGGUGGUCUUUCUCCUGUUGUCUUAACAAUUUGCGUGACUCUUCCUGUUGUCAGACUUGUGUUUGUGUACCGCUCUGUACACAGUAAGAACCCAGGAAGCUUGCAUUCUUCGUGUCACAUUACAAUAAAAAAAGUUUGAAAUAUCCCUGACGGGGGAAUCAUAA
Messenger RNA from Myripristis murdjan (pinecone soldierfish), 2635 nucleotides. It is a transcript of the gene adra1aa, whose product is annotated as adrenoceptor alpha 1Aa. Gene Ontology annotation, biological process: positive regulation of cytosolic calcium ion concentration; cell-cell signaling; phospholipase C-activating G protein-coupled receptor signaling pathway. The record is from RefSeq and is a predicted model, not a curated record. The transcript is spliced from 2 exons. Gene Ontology annotation, molecular function: alpha1-adrenergic receptor activity. Bases 352 to 1800 code for a protein of 482 amino acids. Gene Ontology annotation, cellular component: plasma membrane. NCBI's taxonomy places the organism in Eukaryota, Metazoa, Chordata, Actinopteri, Holocentriformes, Holocentridae.